ACUAAUUUCUGAUCCAGCAUUUGUUAGUCGAAAGAUUUUCUAUGGAGCAAAUUUAGUUGCAGUACAUCGAAGGCAAACCAAUGUGAAACUCAAUAAACCGGAAUAUGUGGGAGCAUGCAUUCUCGAUCUUUCCAAGUAUUUUAUGUACGACUUUUGGUAUAGUUAUCUCAAAAAGAAAUAUGGGGAUAAA
Messenger RNA from Dentiscutata erythropus, 190 nucleotides. The record is from the annotation of a GenBank genome assembly. Lineage: Eukaryota; Fungi; Glomeromycota; Glomeromycetes; Diversisporales; Gigasporaceae.